AUGGACAAGCCUUUGUGGUUGCGCUGGCUUAGGGUCUACAUAGCCGGUGGUGCUAUUAUUGGCGUCGGAGCUGUAUUGUUUAAGUACACAACCCCCACAGAUGAAGAGCUCAUCAACUCGCUAUCACCGGAACUAAGGCUGCAGUAUGAGCGCGAGCGUCAACUCCGUCAGGCCGAACAAAAAGAAUUGAUGAACAUCGUCCGGGAAACAGCCAAAAGUGAUGAUCCUAUAUGGAAGACUGGCGCUAUCAAUUCGCCCUGGGAGAAGAACAGCAGCGAGCAAUCCCGCGAACAAUUUCAAAGGGUGAAAGCGGAAGAGAUUCAGAAGGAAGAGCUGCAGCGUAUUAGACAAGAGUUGCAGCAGAUUAGAGCAGAUAGCGUUGCAAAAACACAGGAAGAGGUUAAAAAAAGCGCCGGGUGGAAGUUUUGGUAA
Molecule: messenger RNA, 432 nt
Organism: Lachancea thermotolerans CBS 6340
Lineage: Eukaryota; Fungi; Ascomycota; Saccharomycetes; Saccharomycetales; Saccharomycetaceae
Gene: CBP4
Product: Cbp4p
Exons: 1
Coding region: 1-432 (143 amino acids)
Biological process (GO): mitochondrial respiratory chain complex III assembly
Cellular component (GO): mitochondrial membrane
Source: RefSeq, a predicted model, not a curated record